Molecule: messenger RNA, 2505 nt
Organism: Pararge aegeria (speckled wood butterfly)
Lineage: Eukaryota; Metazoa; Arthropoda; Insecta; Lepidoptera; Nymphalidae
Gene: kraken
Product: probable serine hydrolase
Exons: 2
Coding region: 416-1360 (314 amino acids)
Source: RefSeq, a predicted model, not a curated record
UAGUAGCUUACUGUUGCUUCACGAUUAAAAAGACAAUCGCGAAUAGCGCAAACGCAAACGCAAACGCAAUUAAUUAGGUAUAAGUUUAUUGUGGUGCGUGUCGCGUAGUCGCAACCAUUGAGAAUAAUAUUUAUUUUCAAACAAUUCGUGUUUCGUUUAGAUUACCCGUUGACGUAAUUUACAGUUCUCUAUUCCAACUUAUAGUUCGAACUUCGAUAAUAAUUUGCACUUUGCGUGAAAAAGGCUCAUGAUAAUAUUGAAGUGACGGAAUUAAUUAUCUUAUUCAUUUAGCUGAAUUUCUCUUUUUUCGUAAGUUCGAAAUGUGCCUUUGAUGUUCAAUUUUGGUUAAGUGGUUAAGUUUAUAUAACACUCUGCAUACAAGUAAUUUAACCGCAUAGGAACAACAAACCGUAGGAUGGCUGAAGCGAAGUUGAAUGGACAUCACAAAGAAGAUUUUCCCGCCGGAGUUAAAGUGGAAGAGAUAGAGAUACCAGUGCCGUGGGGGCACGUAUCGGCUCGAUGGUGGGGCCUCCGGAACAAGCAGCCACUGAUAGCCAUCCACGGGUGGCAGGACAACGCCGGUACUUGGGACAAACUUAUCCCUUUACUGCCAGCUAACACUUCCGUCCUUUGUAUAGACCUACCUGGACAUGGUCUCUCAUCGCCUUACCCCACCGGUAUGGUUUAUUACAUAUUCUGGGACGGGAUUGUCCUUUUGAGGCGAAUAGCUAAAUAUUUUAAAUGGCAGAAAAUUUCACUUAUGGGACACUCCUUGGGCGGAGCGUUGAGUUUCAUGUACGCUGCAUCAUUCCCCGACGAAGUUGAUAAAAUUAUCUGCAUUGAUAUCGCGAGUCCCGCGGUCAGAGCGCCCCAGCACAUGGUCCAAAAUACAGGGUCGAUGGUAGAUAAGAACCUCGAAUACGAGGGCUUAUCGGAAGAUAAAAUACCUUGUUACGAUUACGAGGAAAUGAUUGAUAUCGUGUGCGAAGCUUAUAAAGGCUCCGUCUCAAGGGAAAACUGCAAGGUUCUCAUGAAGAGGGGCAUGGCUCCAACACCAGCGCAUAUGAAGAAGAAGGGCUACUACUUCAAGCGAGACCCUAGACUCAAAGUUGCUGGCUUCGCAAUGAUGUCCAUAGAAACUGCUCUUGAAUACGCCAGUAAGGUCACAUGCAAGGUUUUGAAUAUAAGGGCCAUUCCAGGUCAGAAAUGGGAGAGGCUGGACUAUUAUUUGGAUGUAGUCGAGAAAUUAAAAAGGACAGCAACUGUCAGUUACUUCGAAGUCGAAGGAACCCAUCACGUCCAGUUGAACGCACCGGAAAACAUAGUCAAUAUAAUUGAGGACUUUUUAGAGUUAUAUUAGCUCAGUAAAUUAGCUUUAAGGGCCUCCGCAAACCACAGAUUUUUAAUCGACUGUUAGUUUAUUGGUUGGUUUCUUCUUCUUUUUGGUUUAUUAGUUCCGCGCGCUGAGCGAUUGAACCAUUGAUUGUCAAGUUAUUGGUUGGUUAAUAAUAAUAAAUCUUUAUUGUGAUAAAAACCCAAAAAGGACAUAAGUAAAUAAAGUUAUGAUACUGCAAAAAUUACGAUACGUUUAAAGAAGGUUGUAAAGUCCGUAGCACAUUCACCGAAGCAUAGGUAUUCUAUAAAAUUAAUAAACAGGCAAUCUUGCGCAUGUGAUGUAAAUUAAAUAAUUUUGCAUGUGAUAACGAUUGGUAUCUUAUCAGCUUCCAAUGAAUUUAAAUGCCGUAGUGCUUAUUAUAGAAUUCCCAUUUUAAAUUACCGUAUGCGUGAACGCGACAGUCGCGCGUUUUUUGAGACGUUGGCUGAUUCGAAACAAUUUAAAUUUGUUUGCGUUGAUUGUGGAAUUCAUAUUCACGAAAGUAUUCCUGCUAUCUCAACACAACCUUAUAGUAUCCAACAAAUCGCACCGUUCAAUAACUAAUCGUCAUCGCGUUCAUAUCUACAAGUAAAGUGUUUACUUUACUUGUAGAUACGCGAUGUGUAGCGUCGGCGUUUUUUUGUAUUCACCAUGAAUCGAUUUUGAAAUCAAUCGAUUAAGCCAACGGACUGAUUGAAAGUCUGUAGUCUGCGUGGGCUCUAAUAAUGUGAUAUUUAAUGUGAUGUAGCUAAGAGUGCACAAAAAAAGAUAAAUAUCCCAAUUAGCAUAAAUAGUUAGCAAUACAAACAAACGCUAUUAGAGCACACACAUUUACAUGGGUUUAGGAAGUGCUACAAGCUGUACAAGAGUUCUAUAAUAGUGCAGGUUCAAUAGCGUUUUAUCUGUAAAUAGUCAAUUUUUCUUAUAUUUUUUUUUUAUCUUUCUGUUCCUUUGUAAAGUAUUUUAUUAAAGUAUACAAACAAACAUAUAUAGAAAUAGAAAUUAUCUCUUUUUAACUUAUUGGUUUUUUAUAUAACGACCCAUUACCGAUUUUAUUCAUCUGACAAGACACAAAUUUUGCAGGAGGAGUUUAAUUAAAAUAUUCUUACAGAUAAAUAUGCUGUUAAAUA